AACUAGAAUUUUUUUGGAGAUGGUUUUUAUAAUUCUUCUUCAUCCUUACAAGCUUUUUAUUCUUAUCCGAAUUCGCCAUUCAUUCUUUCCUUGAUUUGAUUGACUUAAUCACAAAAUCAACAUAAUCAGAUACAUUAUAUUCUGUAGAAUUCUAUGUUCAUUCAUAACAAAAAAAGAACUCGACAAAAAAUUUCUAAAAAAAAAUGUUGCGCGGCAUAGUUCGGAGUAAUUUCAAAUCAAAAUGCAAAUCAUUGUUAAGUGGAAUACAAAGUAGAUUAGAAGUGGUAAAGAAGAGACGCAAUGCAAUGCAAGGGUUUCUGAAGAACGAUAUAGCUCAGUUUUUGAAGAACAACCUGGAACGUCAUUCUUAUGGCAGGAUAUCCAAACAUAUUCCCACAUAGUCAAAUUCGGGCCAAUAGUUUUACGCCAUCAGGGGAGUGCCAUAAUCAUGAUAUCUGUUAUUUAGCAAAUCUUUUAUUUACUAGUAUGAUAUAAAUCUCAAAUAAAAUAAUUUAAAAAAAUUUACUUAAAAAUAAUUAAAAUCUAGAUUACUAAAAUUGCAUCUAUAUAGGGAUAUGAUUUUCUUGUACAAACUCAAUGGCAAUAUGCUUUCAUAUCAAAAAAACGGCUCUUAUCCACUUAAAAAGUUAUCUGCAAUGUUACAGAAAAUUGGAGUGAGCUACUUUGCAUUCAUUUGGAUUCGUCUUGAAAUCGCAAGGUUGGCAUCAAUGGUAGAAGCGCUUUAUAUGGAAUUAAUCCUGUCUUCAUGCUAUGAGUUUCUAGAGCAAUGUUGCACUUGCAUCUCGGAAAAUCUCAAAGAAAUGAAUAAGCAAAGUGACUGCCCUUUGCAAUGCCGAGUUGCAGUGGCAUCAUUGGUAUACGCUGCAACUAGAUUUGCUGAUCUACCUGAGCUGCGCGAUCUUAAGAAUGAAUUUCAUGACAAAUAUGGGAAAACAGUGGAACCAUUUGUCAAUAAAGAGUUCAAGAACAAUUUGAAGUCGAGACCUCCUACAACAGAAAUGAAGCUCCGGCUGAUGCAAGUAAUAGCACAAGAGUUUUCUAUGAAAUGGGAUCCGCAAGACUUGGAGGAACAAUUGCAACAUGCUAGCCCCCCUACUCAAGAAACUAAAUACGGUGCUAGUGGUGAUGGGUGCAGUCAUUUGCUCAGAAACAGGUCUACCUUAGUUCAAAGAAAAGGAAAAUGGGUAGAACAAGACAAACAGAUUAUUAAAGGACAAAGUCGUAUAGCUAGAACAAGAAGGCGCAAGUCAUGUUCUGGGUUCAACGAAAAUAUUGCGGAGGAUUUACAGGUUCCAAUUAGCAGCGUGCAUGAAGUGAUCCCUGUAACUUAUAUUAGAACCUACAAGAACCACAUUGAAAGUGAUAAUAGCAUGAAUGAAGAUAAUAAUUGUAUAGGUAAAGCUAAACCAAGUUCGAGACCAAGAUCAGUCAGGACAAAUUUCUUAAAGCCGUCAGCUAGCACUUGCGCAACCAGAAGUUCCGAAUAUGAGAUUAAUCCUAUGAAACUUUCCAGUGCUCGAGUCUCACUAGCAAGACGGAUGCAUGAUCUUUUAAAUGAUCACGAGGAUAAGGAAGAAAAGAUGUAUGAUAUGCUGACACAAUUUGGUAAACAAACAGCUGCAGAAGUUUCUGUUAGUACAAGGAAACAUGAAAAUGAAAUGCCAAAAGUGUUGCAGUUGCCUCCACCCCCGAGUAGAAGACGAUAUCUGUUUACUGAAUCUCAAUCAGCAUCUCUUAUUGGCACAAAAUCUGACAGUUUCAGAUAGUACGAGUUGAUUUCUUCUGCCUGCUCAGCAAUGGGUUGUGUCGUUUGAAACUCCAAUUAGGCAUGUUAGCUCAAUUAGCAGAAAUUUGUCCAUCCUGAAAAAUGUGUUAGAAAAACCAGAAAGUACUGUAAGAAAGAUAGUUUUUGCCUUUCCUUUUAAAAGAACCUAUAAUCUUGUAACCUCAUAAUUGAUGCUCAUCUUAACGUGCAAAUGCCCAGCAUAUUCACAUCACUAAUAAUUAAUAAAUAACAUUUUAAAGCAUCAAACCAAUUCUAUUCAAUUAAACUAUUAAAUAAGACAAUACAACUAGAUGGAAACGGUUGAGGAGGAGAGGUGGAUCGUAAUUGGUAGCCAUCAUUGAUGUAACUUUGAUAUCAUGUGGUUUCUAGCAUUUCUAAUUAUAUUAAAAUGCU
Messenger RNA from Amaranthus tricolor (Joseph's coat), 2200 nucleotides. RefSeq lists its product as uncharacterized. NCBI's taxonomy places the organism in Eukaryota, Viridiplantae, Streptophyta, Magnoliopsida, Caryophyllales, Amaranthaceae. The record is from RefSeq and is a predicted model, not a curated record. Gene Ontology annotation, biological process: protein transport. The transcript has 7 exons. The coding region runs from base 576 to 1787 and encodes 403 amino acids.